Molecule: messenger RNA, 3150 nt
Organism: Exophiala spinifera
Lineage: Eukaryota; Fungi; Ascomycota; Eurotiomycetes; Chaetothyriales; Herpotrichiellaceae
Exons: 1
Coding region: 1-3150 (1049 amino acids)
Molecular function (GO): protein binding
Source: RefSeq, a predicted model, not a curated record
AUGGACUACUUGUUUCCAUACCCCAAGAUGGGUGUAUCAUUUCUGGAGAUUCUGCAUGACCAAUUGACUCGCAAGCUACUUGGUUUCGAUGCAGUGCACGCUGAAAAGACACCAUUCAUCUCGGGAGUCACAUCAAGACUCAAGUUCCUUCUCAACGAUGCAACGAAUCAUAUCUCGUUUAUAAAGAUUGGAUAUACCGCUCUCGAAGCAUUUCUCCAAGCCAACGUUACAGGACCUCCCUUGGACUUUAACACGGAAGAAGUUAUCUUCCCCGAAUCGUACAGAGACGAGACCUUGAAGAGUCUACAGGAAGAGCUCUUCCAGAGUCUGUCUGUGGACGGCAGCCGCCCGUAUCCCCUGACACCACAUAUCCAACUUUUCUGGCUGGCCAAGGUGAUUCUGUCGAAUCCGAUCCUCGCCGAAGCAGGUUUCAACGGCCGACGAGCCCGCGCGAGAGUCAACUUCUGGCAUCAGAAGCUUCUGCCAGAAGAGUCUCCCACGCUCCGAGACGAAAUCUAUGCAGACACGGAGAUUCUGGAGCAACAACUUUCUUCCAGACUUGUGAGCCAGGCCGCAUCCAGCGAAGAGCAUUUUGUUCAUUUCCUUAUCGAGCGGGCGGUGGCACGGACAUACUACGGGGAUGAUGCCCUUGCUCGAAGUGACCUUGCAAGAGCCGCAACGAUACGAAACUUUCAAUUUGUCCUCACCGGAGCGCUUGGAAAAAGAACAAAGUUUCAGAACCAAGAAACAAGUCAGCUUGUGGUCCUUGCAAAGAGCAGAGACGUCGAGCCCCCAGAGGAGAACGGCUCGAGGCGUCCAGGUGAAAAAAGAGGUUCUGUAAACGAGGGCGUGUCGAGAUCCCAAAGCGCACAGACAGAGUCCUCAGGCGACAAGGCUUCGGCCACUCCUUCUAUCCCUCCGCACCAAGAACUGCCCGAUCCCUCCUCCUCUACUACCCUGGCUACCAAACCUGCAGAUGUACCUCUGAAUGACGACACUCUUCUCGAGAAGAUCUCCUUUGGUCCGUCACAACCCAUAUUACCAGAAACGAUGACACAUACCACUACCGAAUCAUCCUUACCUCCAUCCUUGUCUUCUCUGGAUCCAUCUAAUCCCAGGCCCCUCCACCCACUCGACAGCAUAAUUCUCCUUGCCACGGCAAGCUCCAUAACGAACACGUCGCCUAAAGACGGGCUCGUACGCGAAGAGACGCUCCCUUAUGCCACGCGCGUUCUGGAUGGCGGCUCCUCAAAUUGGCAAGUGUAUACACAGGCCCUCCUCGUUCGGAGCAGGAUCGAAGGCUACCGUGCCCGCACCACCGAGAGAGGCCUGCUGCAACUACAAGCCCUCGUCGACCAGAUUAUUGCCGAGACCACAGCGUCAGCGCCUCCCGAAACCACGAACGACGACUCUACAACCGCAGCUAUAGAUUCCACCGGUGGUGAGCCUACCACAGGUGCGGUGACGACCUUCUUCCCCAAACCUUCUUCAUCCGAGGCUGCCUCUGUCGCUGAGCGUCUCCAAUACGUCUAUCAGCUCUCGCCUCCCUUACGAUGGGAACUCGAAGCCGAGCUCGCCGCCCGCUGGACACACCUGGGCGGCCUCAAGACCGCACUGGAGAUAUACAGACGUCUCCAGAUGCACGCCGAAGUGGCACUAUGUCUUGCGGCGACCAAUAGCGAAGGCGAAGCGAUCAACCUGUUGAAGGACUUGCUUUUCGAAAAGGCCGAGUCUGAUGGGUUCGACGAAGAGGACUCCAAAGCCAUGAUGCUUCGCUCCCCGGCCCCCGCGGAUGCACCGAGAUUACUCUGCAUCCUGGGAGACGUCACGUCGCAUCCAGACUACUACAAGCUCUCAUGGACGGUUUCAGGAAACAGGUACGCCCGCGCCCAGCGAUCCCUUGCACGUUUCUUCGUCAAGAAGGGAGACUACCCCAGUGCAAAAGAGGCGUAUACCCUCGCCUUGGUUCUCAACCGACUGGAUCGUGCAAGCUGGUUCAGUUUGGGGUGUGUCCAGCUUGAGUUGCAGGACUAUCCGGGGGCAAUCGAGAGUUUCACGCGGUGUGUGCAGCUCGAGGACGACGAUGCAGAGAGUUGGUCGAAUCUCGGAUUGGCACUGUUGAAACUACCAGCUGAACAGCAGCAGCAGCAGCAGAGUAACGGCACAGACGACACGGCGCCGCAGACGCGAGAAGCUGCCCAUGACGAAGAGAAGGAGGAAGAGGGAGACGUUCGGGCUGCUGAGGGCAGAAGAAGCGGCGAUAAUGCCCCCACGGGGAAAGUCGACCAGUACAUACAUGUCCGCGAAGCACUCCGAGCCCUCCGCCGCGCCGCGACACUCAAGCGCGACGACGCCAGGAUCUGGGACAACUACCUCACCGUGGCAGCCAAGAUCCCACCCAGCGCAGGGACGCCUUGGGCUGAAAUCAUCCAGGCCAUGGGGCGCGUGGUCGACCUCAGAGGGAAGAAGGAGGGUGAAGGAGCCGUCGACUUGAAGAUUCUCAGGGUCCUAACGAACUUUAUCACACAGAGUUUUUCGUAUCCGAGCACUUCUGACGGUGGUGAUGGCGGUACGAUCAAAGACGACGAAGAGAAUGCAGUGGCAGCGGACGAGCCAGGCACUGGUGCUACUGUAGGUGGGGGUUUGGGGGCAGAAGCAGGGGCAGGGGUAGGUGCGGAUGCGACCAAGGGGGGUGACAAGGGCGACGGACACGGCGACGCCACAACGACGAAACUACCGUACCUAGCCCGCUCCUUUCUGGGACUUCUCGACACGCACGUCGCACCCUUGGCCACCGCCUCUCCCGCGCUGUACGAGAUCUUGUGCGACGCGUCCGUCUGGAGAGGGCGACCUUCUCAGGCGCUCCUCUACGCGGAAAAGUCGUGGCGCUCGUUCCUGACGGGCGUGUCGCUCAGCGAGGAGUUCGACGACGUCCCCGACCGCGCGUGGGACGCCGUCGUCGACAAGACGCUCUGGAUGGUCGGGAAGUACAGGGAUCUCGGACCGCUCGAGCGCGAGAGGACAGGAGGACAAGUCGAGCCGAGGUGGAAGUUCAAGGCGCGCAGCGCGGUGAGAAAGGUCCUCGGGCGAGCCAAGGCCCGAGAAGGGAGUAGAGGCUGGGGGAGGCUGAGUGAGGAGGUGGUUUCGUAG